ACCCACGCCACCUACCCACCCUCACACUUUGUCCAGAGCUACCCCAGAACCCCAGAAAUGUCAAGUCUGGGGUCAGACACUAACCUACUUAAUCACUUCCUUGGGGAACCCCGCCCUUGGGAACUGCAAUAUGCAACAGCCAUGGAAGUAGAAAAACCCCGGCCUUGCUCGCCUCGUUCCAUGUCCUCACAGGACUCCGGGUGGAUUUGUGACACUCAAUGAUUCUGCUCCAUCUCACCCAGACACCACCCAAGCCGUCAAAAUGGGAGACCCAACAGCCGGUCAGACGAAACCAUCAGUCGCGGUCAAACUGACUCUUGAAGCAUGGUCACAGGGCUUCAUGGUCGGUGCCUUGAUAAUCAUGUGUGGAAUUACCCUUGCAAAUAUGCGGCGAGGAGUCCUACUCCACAAGCUUAUCUUGCUUGAGCUUGUCCUCGCGCUCCCGAAUGGCUUCUUCAUCUUUUUCGACCCUCCAGCCUGGGGCUGGUUUCUCUCGUCCACCGUCAUCCCGCUCGUCACGUCCUGGUCACUCCACAAUGUCAUCGCGUGGAUGAAGAGCAGGCCAUUUCUGGGGCGCAGAGGCAACCUCAUCUAUAUUGGCAGUGUCGCCCUCGUUCAGCCGUAUUGGGUCCUCGAGAUCUAUGCGAACUUUGCCUACUUCAACGGCAAAGACAACCAUCUCUUUGCUGCGACACGACCGUACGAAGCCGUUUUCAGGGAUCCAUGGUGGAUAUUUACCAUUGUCAAUCUCUUCUGGAACAUCAUGUUCCGCUACGAGCUUGGCUUCAUCGAGAUUGUCCGAGUGUGUCCCCGUUUCGGCAUCCUGUUUCUUUGCAUGGCUUUAAGCUUUAUCAGCAUCGUCGUCGACCUCUUGUCCGUAACCCCGGUCAUCCCAAUAGGCGUCAUCAACCCGUUCUGGAAAUUUGCUUUCGUCUUCAAAUGCUUUACCGAUAGCAUUAUCCUCGACGACUUCAAGUCGGCCUUGGACAAACUCAGUCACCAUCGAAGAUCUCAGAUCCUUCCCUUCGAUGUUCUGGGCGACACAGAUUCGGAACGGGGCGGUAUUCCUCAGAGAGAACACAAGUGGCCGUGGCAAUAUGACGGAAAGGCUGAUGGAAAGCCAGCCAUGAUGGACGCGAAUUCCAGGAAAUCAGCUAUCGAGUUGGAGGAUGGUGGUAUUUGUUCUCCGUCUCCAGCUGUCAUCCAUGUAGAAAAUAUAGCGCGCACAUGAGCGUGGGGAUUAUCUC
Molecule: messenger RNA, 1247 nt
Organism: Chaetomium fimeti
Lineage: Eukaryota; Fungi; Ascomycota; Sordariomycetes; Sordariales; Chaetomiaceae
Exons: 3
Coding region: 263-1231 (322 amino acids)
Source: RefSeq, a predicted model, not a curated record